Quercus lobata is the source of this 2358-nucleotide messenger RNA. RefSeq lists its product as uncharacterized. Gene Ontology annotation, molecular function: RNA-DNA hybrid ribonuclease activity; nucleic acid binding. The record is from RefSeq and is a predicted model, not a curated record. The transcript has 5 exons. Bases 1 to 2358 code for a protein of 785 amino acids. Lineage: Eukaryota; Viridiplantae; Streptophyta; Magnoliopsida; Fagales; Fagaceae.
AUGGGGAAGGGUAAAGCGAAGGUCGUCCCUCAGGAGAGGAGGGACUUCAGGUCGGAACGAUUUAACAACAGUAACAGGCUGAGAAGGGACUAUAUAGAGCAGCCCGGGUCUACUGGGGCUCAGGCAGUCCAUGCUGUGUUCCGAGAACCUCUUCACAAAAUCCUAGAGAAGGUGAAGUAUAAACCUUUCUUUCAGUGGCCGAACAAGAUGGCUGGUGAUCCUUUGAAGCACAAUCAGAACCUGUAUUGCGCGUACCAUCAGGAGCCAGGUCACACCACUGAUGAUUGCAGGAACCUGAAGAACCAUUUAGACCGACUCGUCCGAGAAGGGAAGCUGAGACAUCUGCUGCAUCGCCCUGAAGGAUGGCAGGAACCAUCAAACAAUGAAACCAGAAAAAGUACGUUGAGGCCACCCAUUGGCACAAUUAAUGUCAUUCUCGCCGCACCUAGAAGAACAGGCUCUAUCCCCUUCAGGGUAAUGUCAGUGAGCAGUUUCCCGACUAAGCCAGACGACAGGGAAUCCAAGAGAGCUAGAAUGAGUGUCACGCCAUUAAUCGGGUUCACGGAGGAAGACAAACAAGGAACUAUUCAACCCCAUGACGAUGCCCUAGUCGUCACGCUCAGAAUAGGAGGUUAUGAUAUGAAGAGGGUGUUAGUUGAUCAAGGCAGCGCCGUGGAGGUAAUGUACCCUGAUUUGUAUAAGGGGCUGAACUUGAAGCAGGAAGACUUAUCGCCAUACGAUUCCCCCCUGGUCAGCUUUGAAGGAAAAAUCGUCAUCCCGAGAGGCAUGAUUAGGUUGCCAUGGCUUCAUGCAUUAGGGGCUGUGUCGUCAACCUUGCACCAAAAAGUGAAUGGAGGAUCGGCCAUGGAGGUGAACUGUGAGGAGUUGGAGAAAGUACUUGUCGGAUCUGACCCUGAGAGGUUUUUUCAAAUUGGUUCGGAAUUACCGCCCCAGGAGAAGUCAGCACUGAUUGCUUUUCUCCGACAGAAUGUAGAUGUGUUUGCUUGGGACCCCUAUGAGGCCCCCGGGGUCGACCCACAUUUCAUCUGUCACCACCUUAAUGGUUACCACCAGAUACCCUUGGCUGCCGAAGACCAGGAGAAGACUGCUUUCGUCACCCUAGUUGGGAAUUAUCAUUAUAAGGUGAUGCCUUUCGGCCUGAAAAAUGCCAGGUCAACCUAUCAAAGGAUGAUGACCAGGAUGUUUGAACAGCAGAUGGGUAAAAGUGUUGAAGUGUACAUAGACGACAUGGUGGUUAAAAGCAAGUUAGUUCCUGACCAUAUUGAAGACCUCGGCAACAUUUUUCAAAUACUGAGAAAUUACAAGCUACGACUGAACGCAACCAAAUGUUCAUUUGGAGUGGGAUCAGGGAAAUUCUUGGGUUAUAUGGUGACUCACAGAGGCAUAGAGGUUAACCCUGACCAAAUAAGAGCUAUCGAUAGCUUGCAGCCUCCUCGGAACCCUAAAGAGCUAAAGGAAUACCUCGCCCAACCACCAAUCAUGUCCAGUCCCGAUGCCGACGAGGUUUUGUUUGCCUACAUCGCAGUAGCCCCACAUGCAGUAAGCUUGGUGCUAAUCCGAGAAGACAACGGCAUACAGCGGCCAGUCUAUUACGUUAGCAAAUCACUGCAGGAGGCAGAAACCCGUUAUCUUCCCCUCGAAAAGGUCCUCGCCGACCUAGUGGCAGAAUUCGCUGAGCCCACACUAGAAGGAAAAGAAGUGUCGGUAUUACUGGGGGCUGAUGAGAAGGUGAUCAGCACAGUUUCUCCUCAUGGACACAAUUGGUGGAAAGCAUACAUUGAUGGCGCAGCGAAUCAAAGGGGCUCAGGGGUAGGACUUGUCCUGCUCUCACCUGAAGGGAUAACCAUAGAGAAGUCAUUGAGACUAGGAUUUUCAGCCACGAAUAAUGAAGCUGAAUAUGAGGCGCUAUUGGAAGGAAUGUGGAUGAUCUGGAAAAUGGGGGGGGAAUCCGCGGACAUGUUCUCGGAUUCGAGACUCAUCGUGGGGCAGGUAAAUGGAGACAUGGAGGCAAAGGACGAAAGAAUGCAAGAGUAUCUGGUUCAGGUUAAGCACUUACAAACCCAUUUUCAUCACUUUCACUUAACUCACGUACCCAGAAGUGGGAACACUCAUGCUGAUUCUCUCGCGACGUUGGCUACCUCCUCGGCUCAGCCCCUCCCUCGAGUCAUUCCGGUAGAAGAGCUCGUCCGUCCGUUAACGGAGAAGGCCAACGGGAUUGGGGUACAUAACAUCAAGGCAGGACCGAGCUGGAUGGACCCUAUAGUGCUGUACUUAAGGCACGACACCUUGCCAGAUGAUAAGGUUGAGGCUGACAAGAUCAGGAGAAAGGCUACUUGA